Molecule: messenger RNA, 4073 nt
Organism: Anarrhichthys ocellatus (wolf-eel)
Lineage: Eukaryota; Metazoa; Chordata; Actinopteri; Perciformes; Anarhichadidae
Gene: ttyh3a
Product: tweety family member 3a
Exons: 15
Coding region: 528-2138 (536 amino acids)
Cellular component (GO): plasma membrane
Molecular function (GO): volume-sensitive chloride channel activity; intracellularly calcium-gated chloride channel activity
Source: RefSeq, a predicted model, not a curated record
GGUCAGUUUUGUGCCGGUGAGGUGGGCUGUGUGCGGGCCGGGCCGGGUGAACUGCCAGCUGGGUGAAUGUCGUGAACAGUCGCUGUGUUUGGCUCCAGUCUCUCUCUCUGCGUCCAGUAACUGGAUGGAGGUUUUGUCUUGUCUGAUCGGUGGAAGUGGAAUAAAACCGCAAGAGAGGAACCGAUGAAAUACCAACUAAACAAAAACAGGAUGUAAACAACCGCGGACUAGAAUGACAAGUGGAACAAAAGAGGCUUCUUCUUCUUGUGUUUCUCCUCCGAUUCUCAGCGGACUGGACUAACCGGGGCAGCUAAACCGGCUAACAUUAGCCGAGUUAACGCUAAGCUACAUUACGGGUAUAACUAGCUCUAAAAAAAACAAACUCCUUGUUUUUUUAAACAAAAAAACUAAAUGGAUCACGUGCACUCGGGACUUUACAUCUAACAUUACAACAGGACCACAGUCCGCGAUGCAACAUUGACCUUCUAGCAUCCUCUCUGAGUGGAUCCCGGUGACGUUGGCUCGCCAUGGCAGCAGUGGUGAGCUACUCUCCACCAUGGUGGGUGAACGUUCUGCACAGACUUCCACAUUUCAACCUCAUGUUCGAGCGAACGAGCAGUGAUUUCCGACCGGAGGACUGGACGUAUCAACAGUCCAUCCUGUUACUGGGAGGUGUGGCGCUGGCCUGUCUGGCCCUGGACCUCCUGUUCCUGCUCUUCUACUCCAUUUGUCUGUGCUGCCGGCGGAGCAAAAACGAGGAUCGGCCCAACGCCGACUGCUGCUGCACGGCGUGGUGCGUCAUCAUCGCAACGCUCGUCUGCAGCGCUGGCAUUGCUGUCGGUUUCUAUGGGAACGGCGAGACCUGCGAUGGAGUGAACCGGCUGACGUAUUCCCUGCGCCACGCUAACCGCACAAUCACUGGAGUGGAGACGCUGGUAUACGACAGCACAUCCUCACUGAACCAGACGGUAGAAAACAAUCUGCAGCAGCUCGAGGGCCAGUAUGCGGAGCACGCCGACUACCUGUCCAUCAUCCAGAAGCUGCAGGGCCAGCUGGACGAGCUGGUCGGGCAGAUGGUGGAGAUCCCCUUCUGGGAAAGAGCCGACAUCUCCCUGGAGGAGCUGGCCGUCACCAUCGAGCUGUACGACUGGUACAGGUGGCUGGGCUACAUAGGCCUGCUACUGUUCGACGUCCUCAUCUGCCUCCUGGUGCUGUUUGGCCUCAUACGCAACUCCAAGGCAACGCUCAUAGGGGUGUGCUUGUUUGGCGUAGUCGCUCUGGUGAUCAGCUGGGUCUCCCUGGGGCUGGAGCUGGCCGUCUCAGCGACCUCCAGUGACUUCUGUGCGUCUCCUGACACGUACGUGACCAAAGUGGCAGCCCAGUAUGGCGUCAUCAAUCAAGACAUCCUGCAGCACUACCUUAGUUGCAGUUUGGAACGAACGAACCCCUUCCAGCAGAAACUCUCCGGGAGCCACAAAGCGUUGGUGGAGAUGCAGGACGACGUGUCUGAACUCCUGCGCUCUGCCACCAGAGAGUACAAACAGACUCAGGGAAGUUUAGAAGAGAUCCAGGGGAUCCUGAACACCACGGAGAUCAGUCUCCAUCAGCUCACUGCCCUGGUGGACUGUCGCAGCCUGCACAUGGACUUUGUCCAGGCCAUGACGGGGCUGUGUUACGACGGACUCGAGGGCCUCAUCUACCUCGUGCUCUUCUCCUUCAUCACGGCUCUCAUGUUCAGCUCCAUUGUUUGCAGCGUGCCUCACACCUGGCACAGCAAGAGGAACGAGGAGGACAGGGAGGACGAGUCCCUGAGCCACGGGGGGAGGCAGAACCAUGACAACCUGUACCGGGUCCACAUGCCCAGCCUGUACAGCUGCGGCAGCAGCUACGGCAGCGAGACCUCCAUCCCCGCCGCCGCCCACACCGUCAGCAACGCACCCGUCACCGAGUACAUGGCUCAGAACGCCAACUUUCAGAACUCUCGCUGUGAGAACACGCCUCUGAUAGGACGAGAGUCUCCGCCGCCCUCGUACACCUCCAGCAUGCGGGCCAAGUAUCUGGCCACCGGCCGACCAGAGCCCACCAACCCUCCUCCAGCUCACCAGACCCCGCUGGACUCCUCCCGUCCGCAGCACUGACGUCUCUGAAGCCUCUCACCCAGUCAGUCUUCUUCUGUCUCACACCUCUCUCGGUCACUCCUCUACCAUCUCACGUGACUUCAAACGGAAAAACCAAAAUGUGCGGGGUUUUUUUUUUGCUGUUCAGUUGAAGCAAAACUUGAUGAAUCUCGCGCAUCAUAGUGCUCAUACUUUCUCCACAAUCCUUGGCUGAUGUUUACUAUUACGGGACUCGAUGAAUUCAUCUGCAGCUCUGAUGUGACGGAGCCUGAACCGACUUUUUAACUUGUUAUUUCUUUACACGUGAACGCACCGCGACACAUCUAACAAGGCAUUGCAGUGGACUCUGGAAGUGCUCGUAGACUAACACCGACUACUACUGGUUGUUGAUUUUGUUCUGUACUGCACGCUCUCCUUGCUGUGGGAGGGGAAAGCCUCACACAUGAAUGUGGGAGGAAUCCACUGUUGUAGACGUUGUUUCUCACUCAGCGUAGAUUAGACUCCUUUCACAGCGCUCGAGGAAUUUAAAAUGCAGCUCUAUGUUUGAAUCUCUCUCCAGUUAAAGUUACCGUACUGUAUAUUACACACACACACACACACGGGCUUGUAUUUGUGUUAAAUCCGACGUCUGGGACCAGUUUUCCUGCAGCACGUCUUGCAGGUAUGAAAUAGUUCUUUUCACAUAUACAUUGAUGAGCCACUGUUCUACAGUAAAAGACUGUAACUUGUGAAGCUGUGAACUGUAUUGUGGCACAUGCUCCCAGAGGACAAAGAAGAGCUGCAUGAUGGAAAUGCAGCAGUUUGGCAAGAAGAGUCUCAGCAGGAUGACGACGUUCAACCAAGACGAGAGGUUUUUAUACUACUGGAAGAACUUUUAAUUAUUUUUACAGCCCUUUGUAGACGACGGUGACGCAGAGGCAGAGUUGAGCGUGACGUCUUCUGCAACAUUACUCCAGACUUUUUAAGGAUAAGUUGCCUCUUCACCAGACUGCUUGUUAUUCUCUCCAUGUUCCUGUUGGGUUGUAAAGCCUCGUCUCCCUCAACAGAACUGGGAAUUGUCCCCCCCCCCACACACACACACACACACACUUGAUCUUUGCCACCAACUGCAGCAGCUUAGAGUCAGAACCUCGUCUCACGACAAUCUUAAUCCAGGUUUAUGCGACAGUUUGCAUAUGGAGAGAUAAUCUUAAUGCAUUGGCAAUGCAGCGUCUCACAAAUGUGUUUUAGCAUUUCUAACUACGUAGGUGAGAGCGCGGAUGCUGUGAAGGGAUUGAGAGAACUCUGCUCUCUCUCUCUCUACAAUCUGGAAACCUGCUGAAAUCUGGAAACCUUCCUGUUGAAACGUGACGCGAGAUGUUUGUACUCCUGCUUGCUUCUCUUAGAUGUGCAUUGUGACCAGUACAAGAGGUGACUCUGUGCCAACAAGUGCAGCACAACUCUUCUACUCUCUGAAUAUCUUCUUAAAUGUCUUAACUUGAGGCCACUUUGUAACGUUGACCACUCCUGGUUGCUCGUGUAAUCAAAUGAGACUUUUUUCCAAAUCAUUUAUGCUCUUUAAACAUUAUUACACCGACGCAGUCUGUGUUUUUGGGGUAGUGGUCAUAUUCUCUUUGUUGUUUGUACAGAUUAUAAACAUUUACAAAUGAAGGAGAAAAUAAUUUCAUUUUCAAUUUCUUAAAAAACUUAUUCCACAUUUUUAAAUAUUGUUUUUAUUUGAUUUGCUUUUAGUUUUAUGAUUUGCUUUUAGACUCUCUAGCAAGCACAAUGUGUUGCUUCAUUAAUGUGAAUACGGUCAAUAGAUUUGAAUUUUGAGUUUUUUUCACUAGAUGUCAUUUUGUUAUUUUUGUUUUAUACAUCCUUUUUAUUGCAAUCUCUGAAAUGUGUUCAUGUAAAACCUGUGGUUAUAUUGAGCUUGAAUGCUGUGUUUUAAAAUUAAACAACCUUUUAACUGUA